ACUUCAGAGACAGCCCAUCUCACAAUACAGCUGGCAACUGCAGGAAAGGCUCCAUUCAGCAAGAGCUAACUUGCUUAGGAAUUUAUCUGGGAAGCUUUAAAAGACUCUGCUUACUGACAUCUGGAAUCAACUGUAGAAAUACCAAAAAGGAAGGGGGGGGGGGAAGAAGAAGAAAGACUCGUUUAAAGAAAAGAGUAAAGAAGAAGUAAAAGAGGAAGGCGGACUGGGAACGUUUAAGUCUCUGAAACUGCAUUGAAAGACAAAUUCUAUGGGUCGGCUUCCUUGAUUGAAUUUUCUGUCAGUUUACUAAAUCCUGGACUCAUGGAUUUUUCUGGAGACUAGAAAAUGAGAAUAUUUUCCUGCUGAACCUACUGGAAAUUUUUAAGGAACAAUUUUCAUGUUUCCUUGGGAGACUUCAGAGAAGAUAUUUAUAAGAUCACCAAAAGAACCAAAUAAUUUGCAAAUAAAUUGGUUGUGGAGGUAACCACAAUUUGACUACCAAAGGAGACUGCUGCAGACAAAAGGAUUCCUGGGUGGACUGCCUUGAUAAUGGUAAGCACCAACAGCUCCCAGUGCCCUUACGAUGACUCCUUUAAGUACACUUUGUAUGGGUGCAUGUUCAGCAUGGUGUUUGUGCUGGGGUUGAUAUCCAACUGUGUUGCUAUAUACAUUUUCAUCUGUGCCCUCAAAGUGCGAAAUGAAACUACAACUUAUAUGAUUAACCUGGCAAUGUCAGAUUUGCUUUUCGUUUUCACAUUACCGUUCCGGAUUUUUUACUUUGCAACUCGGAAUUGGCCUUUUGGAGAUUUAUUAUGUAAGAUUUCGGUAAUGCUGUUUUAUACCAACAUGUACGGAAGCAUUCUCUUCUUAACGUGUAUUAGCGUAGAUAGAUUUCUGGCUAUCGUCUACCCAUUUAAGUCAAAGACUCUACGAACUAAGCGAAAUGCAAAGAUUGUUUGCAUUGCCGUGUGGUUCACUGUGAUGGGAGGAAGUGCACCGGCUGUUUUUUUUCAGUCUACCCACUCGCAGGGUAACAACAGUACUUCAGAAGCCUGCUUUGAAAACUUUCCAGAAGCCACGUGGAAAACCUAUCUUUCAAGAAUUGUGAUUUUCAUCGAAAUAGUGGGCUUUUUCAUUCCUCUAAUUUUGAAUGUAACUUGUUCUAGUAUGGUGCUAAGAACUUUAAAUAAACCUGUUACAUUAAGUAGAAGCAAGAUGAACAAAACUAAGGUUUUAAAAAUGGUUUUUGUACAUUUGAUCAUAUUUUGUUUCUGCUUUGUGCCUUACAAUAUCAAUCUUAUUUUGUACUCUCUUAUGAGAACACAGACCUUCGUUAACUGCUCCGUGGUGGCAGCAGUGAGGACAAUGUACCCUAUCACUCUCUGCAUUGCUGUUUCCAACUGCUGCUUUGACCCCAUAGUUUACUACUUUACUUCAGACACAAUUCAGAAUUCAAUAAAGAUGAAAAACUGGUCUAUUAGAAGAAGUGAUUCCAGGUUUUCUGAAGUUCAGGGUACAGAGAAUUUUAUUCAACACAACCUGCAGACCUUAAAAAGCAAGAUAUUUGACAGUGAAUCUACAAUCUAAGCUGCCUGAAAGCAAGCCCUGGCUGGACUUCACUGGAACAGAACCCCCAGGUUCUUUCUACUGUGAAAAGUGCUCUAUUGGAAAAACUGCUCUCCACCUCCAAAAGGAAAUUAACAUACGAACAUUUAAGUGUUUUAAAGAAAAUUUGUGUUCAAUAUGCUAAGCAUUAAAAUUAUUCUAUUCUUAAAUACACUCCAUUUUAUUUUCUUGAACCACUUUAAUGUUUUCUUCAUUUAAAAAAACCCAAAAAUUUAUUCAAUCGAAAGCAACUAUGGUUUAAAUAAUAUGGUGAACAUUUUUACUUUUAAAAUUUCAUAUUAUAUG
Messenger RNA from Nannospalax galili (Upper Galilee mountains blind mole rat), 1911 nucleotides. RefSeq names its product lysophosphatidic acid receptor 6 (gene Lpar6). Lineage: Eukaryota; Metazoa; Chordata; Mammalia; Rodentia; Spalacidae. Gene Ontology annotation, cellular component: membrane. Gene Ontology annotation, molecular function: lysophosphatidic acid receptor activity. Gene Ontology annotation, biological process: positive regulation of Rho protein signal transduction; phospholipase C-activating G protein-coupled receptor signaling pathway. The record is from RefSeq and is a predicted model, not a curated record. Bases 550 to 1587 code for a protein of 345 amino acids. The transcript has 2 exons.